AUGUGCUUCGGCGUGUCUCGCGUCCAGGUCUCGGUGCGUGGCAACCGCCUCACCGCGUUCUUCACCUCGCGGGUGGCCAGCGCCAACGCGAGCACCGCGCUGCGGCUCUGGCGCGGGCCCCGGGCUCUGGAGCUCGACUAUCCCAUUGUGGGGUUGAAGAAAUGGAUAGGAGUGAGCAGCGGCUUUGAAAGUGAUUCGUGGCCAUUGGCACCUCUCGGCAGCGCCAUGGAGACUUGGCAUCUGCCGCUGGAGCUGAAGCUUGGCCUUCAGAAGUUCUUGACUCGAGCCUUGCGCUUUUCGCGCAAAUCAAAGAAGUACUCCCAUGGCGUGGACUCGUGGAAUGCUCGGCAGCAGCCAGACCACGCUUCUCAAGUAGUGGCUGUGAUCCGUGCUGGCCAGGAGUUCAAGGUAUUGGAGAAGCAUGGCGACUGGUUGCACGUGGACCUGGACGGCGUGGAGGGCUGGAUGGACUGCAGGCUGCCAGUGGAAUAUGGCCACCAGCAAGCCCUGGUUCCGAGGAAGCAAUCCAGCUUCUCUUGCCGCUCAUUGCAACGAACUCUUAGCACUCAGGAUCGUGUGCGGGAGCUGCUGGCCCAGUACCGGGAGCAGCGGGCCGCAUACGAGCGCCUGUCUCGGCAGAACUGCGGGCCGGAGCUGAUGCGCGUGGCUGUGGCCUUGGAGCACACUGUCUCGCAUUUAGACGUCUUGGGCAUCUCCCCAGACGAUUUGCACGCGGAGGCAGCGAGAAGCGACGUCGGCGAGCGCUUGGUCGCCGAAUUGUGCCGGACCUCGUCGUAUGAGCACACCGACUUCGCAAACCCUCGUUCUGAGAGCUGUUGGCUGUCCACCUUCUUCCAGAGCCUUUGGCACAGCCGCGUCUUCCACGCCGCCUUCGAAUUCCUCCAAAGCCCGGCGCCGGGAAGCGCCUUGCAAGCGCUGCAGCGCACCUGGCAGAUGUAUCAGGAGGCGGCGGCUUCUGGCGGCCUGGUGCCCGUGAAUGAGCUGGUGAAGGCAUGGGGCAGCGGCUAUGGCGACUGCGCUGAGGCGUUUGCAAAGUUCCACCACGCAGAGGACCUGAAGGCCUUUGCCGACCUCUUCGCCUUCGUCCCAGUGCCUUGGACGGGCGGAGCCCCGGACAUGGCGCAGCUGGAGCAGCUGGUGGAGUCCGUGGGAGUGGCAGAGACGCCGUUGCUGGUGUUGGAUCUCGCGUUUCCACCCCUCACGCCCGCCUCGAUGGAAUCUUUGGCGCUGACGGUGAGACCACGCCGCAUUGGUCAUGACCUGAAAAACUACAGGAUGAUAUCCAUGGGCUGCUACAUGGAGGAAAUAGCACACUACGUGGUAUACUGCCGAAGCCUGUCGAAGCCUGAUGAGUGGAUCUUCUUCAAUGACCUGCCGCGCUUGGCUCGGGGAGCACCGCGGAGGCUGAACGAAUGGGAGGACGUGGCGGCGACUUGCAGCCGGUAUAGCACCUCUCCGAGAAUGCUGCUCUACGAAAAUCCAGAGGCAUCCCUGGCCUUCCUGAAGAAGCGCCUGCCCGCAGCCUGA
This is a messenger RNA of Effrenium voratum, 1548 nucleotides long. The record is from the annotation of a GenBank genome assembly. Lineage: Eukaryota; Dinophyceae; Suessiales; Symbiodiniaceae.